Messenger RNA from Ogataea parapolymorpha DL-1, 1164 nucleotides. RefSeq names its product alpha 1,6-mannosyltransferase. Lineage: Eukaryota; Fungi; Ascomycota; Pichiomycetes; Pichiales; Pichiaceae. The coding region runs from base 1 to 1164 and encodes 387 amino acids. The transcript has a single exon. Gene Ontology annotation, cellular component: mannan polymerase complex. The record is from RefSeq and is a predicted model, not a curated record. Gene Ontology annotation, biological process: protein N-linked glycosylation. Gene Ontology annotation, molecular function: alpha-1,6-mannosyltransferase activity.
AUGCCUCCAUACGUAUCGUCCAACAUCAGUAGGAGCCAACUUAUCAAGCGAAACCUUACCAAAGGUAAGUUUUUGUGGGUGGUCGGCAUAGCUGUUUUCCUCUUCCUUGAGGUAGCUUUCCAGACCUCAUACACCACCAUGGCGCUUGCUUUCAACUCCCCUCACCUCGAAAAAAUAAGCCAUCUAACCAGUUUCAACUCGGCCAGCAACUUGUCCCCGAUCGAAAGGAAACUGCUAACUGCGUUCCCGUUUGAGGAGACAGAGCCUGAAAAAAACAUUUUUCAGCUCUGGGAUAUAGAAUCUCAGACAGACGACCUCCCGGCCAAGGUAACCCAGAUGGUGCUUACAUGGGGCAUUGAAAACCCUUCCUAUGUUCACAAUGUUCUUGAAGUAACCCAGGCAGAAGCUAAGGUGGAGGAAGUGCUCACAGCUACCGUUCCCGAGGUUUGGGAAGCAUACAAACGACUGCCCCACGCUCGCCAUAAGUACGAGUUCCUCAAGUACCUGCUCAUAUACCUAUUUGGGGGAACCUAUGCAGAUGUCGAUGUUGAGCUCCAUAAGCCUAUUAACAAAUGGUACCAUCCACGAAUGAUGUUUGGACGCCUUUACGUUGGGAUUCUGGGCGAUCUGAACGAGCCAAAUUAUGACCGGCAUCUUAAUAGACGACUCACGUUCUCCACUAAUGUGUUCCAGGCCAGGUCCCGGCACCCAUUUCUGGCCAAGCUCAUUGGCCGUAUAUCGCACACUUCGUUGCAACAGAGCAAGCGACUGAAAAAAAUCGAUUGGGAAGCAGCUUUCCAAAACUCUGAUUCUACCGGGGAGCCCACCAUUUCGUUCACAGGACCGUCAGUCUUCACAGACACUCUCGUGGACUACCUGAACAAUAUUCCAAACGCCGUUCAUGCAAGUGUCUCGAAAUCAUUGCACAACUCGAUUGUGGGACCCACAGUGCCCAAAUCGCAACGGUUUUCGUACAAGAAAUUCAGCCAGAUUCUGGCACCCUCGCAGGUCGAGGAUGUGGUGAUCUACCCACAGGUUUCAUUCCAAGGCCCACUGGAUAACCAAGAGGACGACAAUUCUAAUUAUUUCUACGCGCAACCCAGCAAUUUUUCAAAGUGGGGGUACAGAUCGAACUUGGACUUGAAAACUCCGAAAUCUGGCUGA